AUGGACGGCUCGUCUCGCACUCUUACUCCCUUCAACCAACCCCAAUCCACCGUACAAGUCUCUCCAGGAUUUUCCUCACAACCUCAGAACACCCUGGGUCUCGCAGCCGCCGCCGCCGCCGCAGCAGCAGUCAACAGCCAAACCGCCCAGAUGCAGCUUCAAUCUCAACACCCAACUGCAAACGCCAGCGAGCAACAAAACUUCACCGAUAUUUCACAAACCUCUGCUGCUGCUACUACAACGAUGGCUCAGCCUGCAGCGGACACCUACCCCCACCAAGUCACUGGGUCGGGCGGUCCCACGGCGACAGCACCAUUCUUGCGAGACUUCAGUCUCGUCGCAGAGGCAGCCAAGCGGGCACAAAUGUCCGUGAUGCUAGGAAAAGGGCAUCUGACAUCAUUGAUCAUCUCGGGGUGGGAGCACGGGACCAAUAUGACUGAUAGAUUGGAUGGGACCGUUGAUGAGAUAGAGGAUAUCUAUCGUCUCCAUACAAUUAUUUCUUCUUCGAUUAGAGAGGAGUACUUACUCCAUUUUGUUCUGAUUGUUUCCACUUCGAUUGGCUACUACCACCACCACUCCUGUCUAUUAAUCUAUCUACUCGAAAUUAAUCUAUUCUUCCUUUCGGGCUUGACGCCAGAAGAUCAAAACCGGAAAUUAAACAGGGAAGGAUUAAGUACUACUAACCGCCCCUUUUCCAAUUUCGCCCAUCUGUACGACACCACUGUCCCACUUUACUUUCCCUGGUACUCGGAGACAGAGUAUGCCGGCAAGUAUCGAGUCUCCAGCUGCAACAGUAUUCCAUCUGCAAUAUUACUAUACUAUUUAACAACUUACUAUGUACUUACUAUCACCCCACCAGAUCCUAUUUCAAUACGACAGGAUAAGAUACUAACUAUGAUAAGUUGGUUGCAUGCAGGUACAUGGUUAAAUACGGGGUUGAUUGGUUGUGCCUGGCUGUGUAGUAUUUCUUUGGAACCCUUUCGUCUAUUGAUGCAGAAGUAUACCCGACCACCGGGAGGUGUGAGAAAUGGGCCCAAUAAGGAAGGUAUGGAGAUGAUUAUCAAAGGAUCGAAUGAUGCUCGCCGCGCCGUGCUGAACUCCGAUUAUAAAGAUGCGGUUUGGGAUAAUGGCGAUAGCGAUGGUGACAAUGAUGCAAUAUCGAGAGUCGAUGAUGAGAUUAUAUCUGAGUCGAUGCCCCGAUCAAAUUGGGCUGCGAGAUACUCCCGGCCUGACCCGGUGUCAACUUCUUUGACCGUUUCGAUCCGAAAAUGGAAAACCGCCGACUUAGCCUCCUGGAGGGCUCGGAGGCGAGUAUCGAGAGGGGACGGGACCUCGGGGGCCGUGGUUCGGCCGCAACAGGCACAUCCAUAG
Molecule: messenger RNA, 1371 nt
Organism: Aspergillus niger
Lineage: Eukaryota; Fungi; Ascomycota; Eurotiomycetes; Eurotiales; Aspergillaceae
Exons: 11
Coding region: 1-1371 (456 amino acids)
Source: RefSeq, a predicted model, not a curated record